Messenger RNA from Daphnia carinata, 2606 nucleotides. RefSeq lists its product as uncharacterized. NCBI's taxonomy places the organism in Eukaryota, Metazoa, Arthropoda, Branchiopoda, Diplostraca, Daphniidae. The record is from RefSeq and is a predicted model, not a curated record. Gene Ontology annotation, cellular component: alpha,alpha-trehalose-phosphate synthase complex (UDP-forming); cytosol. Gene Ontology annotation, biological process: trehalose biosynthetic process. Gene Ontology annotation, molecular function: catalytic activity. The transcript has 8 exons. Bases 114 to 2552 code for a protein of 812 amino acids.
UUUAUGGAAAAACGUAGACGAAAAUAAAAGGUUCAAGGAUUUUUAGACCUAAGGCUAAUGAGGCCCCAUCAACCAUAAAUGCAAUCUAAUAUCGUAUUAGUUUCGCAGUCGUCAUGGCCACGCAAACAGCUACUGCCUCAGCGCAAGCGAUGCGAGAGGCUUUGAUUGUAGUUUCCAAUCGCCUACCUUUCGUUCUCAAGCCAAAUGAAGAAGGCCAGCUGGUCCGUAAGUUCAGUGCCGGUGGACUGGUGACAGCAGUAGCUCCGGUUGUGGCCCGUUGUAAUGGAUUGUGGGUCGGAUGGCCGGGUAUUUUUGUCGAACCUGGACAAGAAGAACCGGCUAUUCCAGAAUCAGAGGAUAGCCAUUCUACACCAUUUGCAAACCUGUUGUCAAACCAAAUUGUACCUGUCUUCAUGGAAAAAGUUCAGUUUGAUCAAUUUUAUAAUGGUUGCUGCAAUGGCACAUUCUGGCCCUUGUUUCAUUCAAUGCCAGACCGAGCCAUUUUCUUUGCAGAGCACUGGAAAGCUUAUCUGGAAAUGAAUCAGCUAUUCGCCAAGAAAGCCAUAGAAGCUGUUGAGCGACUCGUCCAAAAAGAGAAAGACAUUCUUCCACUGGUUUGGGUCCACGACUAUCAUCUGACGUUGGCAGCUGCUAUCAUCCGCAAGUUGGCAACAGAGAAAGGCAUCCGGAUCAAAUUGGGAUUCUUUCUGCACAUCCCUUUUCCUCCUUGGGACAUCUUCCGACUCCUUCCUUGGGCUAAUCAAGUCCUCGAGGGAUUGCUCGGCUGCGACAUGGUCGGAUUCCACAUCGAAGAUUAUUGUCUUAAUUUCUUGGAUUGCUGCCAGCGCCAAUUCGAUUAUAAAGUGGACAGGAAGACUUUCAUGGUUGAUCACGAGGAUAGAAGGAUAUCAGUCCGUCCUCUUCCCAUCGGCAUCCCGUUUGACAAGUUCGCUCAAAUGGCGGAAGAAGCUCCUCGAGUUGUAAAGGAAUCUCGCCAGAAAAUAAUUUUGGGUGUCGAUCGUUUGGACUAUACUAAAGGAUUGGUUCAUCGUCUACGAGCUUACGAACAUUUGCUAACAAAACACAGCAAAUACAUCGAGCAGGUCAUUUUCUUGCAGAUUGCUGUACCAUCUCGUACGGAUGUAAAAGAAUAUCAAGACCUCAAAGAAGAAAUGGACCAGCUUGUUGGCAAGAUAAAUGGGCAGUUUUCUACGGCCAACUGGUCCCCGAUUCGCUACAUUUACGGAUCCAUUUCACAAGCGGAAUUGGCGGCCUUCUAUCGUGAUGCAGCUGUUUGUGUAGUUACACCAUUAAGAGAUGGAAUGAAUUUAGUGGCUAAGGAAUUCGUCGCUUGCCAAAUUGAAGAUCCCGGCGUGUUGAUUUUGUCGCCGUUCGCCGGCGCCGGUGAGAUGAUGCACGAAGCUCUUAUCGUCAAUCCUUAUGAAGUGGAUUCGGCAGCUGAAACGAUCCACAGAGCUCUUAGUAUGUCACUGGACGAGCGCCAAGUUCGAAUGGCUCACCUAAGGAAACGUGAAAAGAUGAACGAUGUUAAUGCCUGGACUAUUGGAUUUCUCAAAGCCAUGAACAGUUCUCUUCUUGGCGAAACGGUACCUGUUGAACGUCCUCCAGUGGAAGAAGUUGGCCAAAUGCUGACGACUCCCGAAGAUUUCGAUUGUUUCUUAUCGGAUUACAUCGGCGGCGGUGACAAGUUGGCCAUUUUGUUGGAUUACGACGGGACCUUGGCGCCGAUCGCUCCCCAUCCGGACAUGGCCAUCAUUCCCAACGAAACGAAACGCGUCCUGGAACGGCUGUCCAACUGUCCUGACGUCUACGUGGCCAUCAUUUCUGGGCGAAGUGUGGCCAGUGUCAAGUCCAUGGUUGCCCUUGAGAACAUCACUUACGCUGGUAAUCACGGCCUCGAGAUACUCCAUCCGGACGGGACGAAAUUUACUCAUCCCAUGCCAACAGAGUACGAAGGAAAAAUAAGUCAGUUGAUGGAAAAGUUACAGGAAGAAGUUUGUUCUCAUGGCGCGUGGGUAGAGAAUAAAGGCGUCUUAUUGACUUUCCACUACCGAGAAGCGCCUGAAGAUGCCCGAGAUGAGUUGGUUGCUAAAGCUCGAAGCAUGAUUGAAUCUUUCGGCUUCAACUGUUUUCCAGCUCUAUGUGCCCUGGAGGCCAAGCCGCCCGUCGAAUGGGAUAAAGGCCGCGCUGCAAUUUACAUUCUGCGCACGGCUUUCGGAGUGGAUUGGAGCGAGCGCAUCCGUAUCAUAUUCGCUGGCGAUGAUGUUGGCGAUGAGGAUGCCAUCGUCGCCUUAAAAGGUAUUGCGGCCACGUUUCGUGUUACUUCGGACAUGGGGAUCAGCACGGCAGCUGACCGACGAUUGUCCAACACUGACGUUGUUUUGGCUUUGCUAAAGUGGAUUGAACGCUACAUGAUGCACCGCAAGCCAGCACGUUUUAGCGCGUCAGCAACGGUCGUAUCUACCAAUCUAGCGAUGUCCCCGCAAUCUAUUCUACAGCCUAUGGAAUCUGAAGUAGAAGUCGGUGUUUGAAUUCAAAAAAAUUUUCUUUUUAUUUACGUACAGAAAGUUUUUUGGUCUCAAUUC